AUGGAUCGUCAAGCCACGUGAGUUCCUUUGGCAUACUGGGAUCGGGUGGGAUAGCUGGCACGAACCACGGGUGGCACAACCACCAUCCGUCUUCUGCAGCGCCUGUUGAUGCAUUUUCCCCUUUCUUCGCUACGAGAUGGCGCUGACGACGCUGAUGCUGACGCCUUAUCCUUCGCCCGAUGGACAUGCACACCAACGGAAACCCUGGCUCGCAGUAACUCGCGCCGUAACGCGUACAAGAACAAGGGCAUCUUUGGCGCCGAAGGUAAGUCUAAUCCCUGCGAGAGCGGGGCUUUCCCAACAAACCGCCCUGCGCGUCGCGCCCGGCCUGAGCAUCGCAUGAACAGUGGCCACGCCCCUCGCCGUGUUGAACAGGACUUCCGGUCAUGUCUCGCGCUGCAUUAUGCUCAUCCGUGCGCUUUGAACAUUUGUAGAGCUGCGAAGGCGCCGAGAAGAAGCGCAGGUUGAGAUCCGCAAACAGAAGCGAGAGGAGUCGGUCGCCAAGAGGCGCAAUCUCGUCGUCGCACCCAAUUCGGGCUCAGCUGCAGACUCCGACGAUGAGGGGGGAAACGACUCAUCGGUUAGUCACUUUAAGGUCUUACUCUGCUCUGCGCUCCCAGCAAGGAUGGUGUCAUCCGUUGGCGAAGUCUACGCUCUGUUCGCUCCGAUUGACCGUGCCUUCCUCUCCCCCGCCCCUACUGCAAUCGAUGUAUACAGUUCAGCGACAUGUCCGACAUGAUUCGAGGUGUAUUCUCCGACCAACCCGACCAACAGCUUGACGCGACAACUCGCUUCCGCAAGCUUUUGUCCAAGGAGCGAAAUCCGCCGAUCGAGAAGGUUAUUGAAUGUGGCGUCGUGGCUCGUUUCGUCGAGUUCCUGCGCAAUGAGCAUUCCAUGAUCCAGGUCAGUUGCGCUUAAACUUACUUCGACGCCUAACGCUUCUCAAAUGUGUGGAGCACUAAUUGCCGUAUGUAUCCCAUCGCUCGUCACGGCAGUUCGAAGCCGCUUGGGCCUUGACCGUGAGUACACACGCAUCGGGGCCAGCUGGACGGCUGCAUAGCCACUCACUCGCAAUCUGACCACGGUUCUGCUUCAUUCGGGGCCUCAGAAUAUUGCCUCGGGGACAUCUGAACACACUCAAGUUGUGAUCGAGUCUGGCGCCGUGCCGGUUUUCAUCGAAUUGCUAUCGUCGAACGUUCUCGACGUGCGCGAACAAGCAGUAUGGGCCCUGGGAAAUAUUGCGGGAGACUCGCCGAAAUGCCGCGACUACGUACUUGAGCAAGGCGCAUUGCGCCCGCUGUUGGCGCUGCUGAACGAGCCACACAAGAUGAGCAUGUUGCGCAACGCCACAUGGACGCUCUCCAACUUCUGCCGCGGCAAAAACCCUCAACCGCAAUGGGAGCUCAUUUCUCCAGCGCUGUCGAUCCUGACCAAGCUCAUUUACUCGCUCGAUGACGAGGUGCUUAUCGAUGCGUGUUGGGCUAUCUCAUACCUCUCAGACGGCUCGAGCGACAAAAUCCAGGCGGUCAUCGAAUCAGGCGUCGUUCGUCGGCUCGUAGACUUGCUGAUGCACCACUCCACAGCGGUGCAGACGCCCGCACUACGAUCCGUGGGCAACAUUGUGACGGGCGAUGACUUGCAGACCCAGGUCGUGCUUGCGUCGGGCGCACUUCCAGCUUUGCUGUCUUUGCUGUCCUCGCCCAAGGAAGGGAUCCGAAAAGAGGCAUGUUGGACUGUGUCGAACGUAACAGCCGGAUCUCCCGCCCAGAUCCAAGCUGUCAUUGACGCCAACAUAAUACCGCCUCUGAUCAACAUCCUCCAACAUGCCGAUUUCAAGACCAAGAAAGAAGCUUGCUGGGCGAUGUCAAAUGCGACGUCCGGUGGUCUCCAAGAACCGAGCCAGAUCCGCUACCUCGUCAGCCAAGGCUGCAUCAAACCCUUAUGCGACCUUUUGACGAGCAAUGACAACAAGAUCAUCCAGGUCGCCCUCGACGGCCUCGAAAAUAUUCUCAAAGUCGGCGAGGCUGACAAGGUGCAGCACAACGGCACCAAUCAGUACGCUGUCUUUGUCGAGGAGGCUGGUGGUAUGCUUGCCAUCCACAACCUCCAGCACCACGAGAAUCUGGAGAUCUACAAGAAGUGCUUCCAUCUCAUGGAUACGUACUAUCCGGAGGACGAAGGCGACGACACUGGUAUUCAAGCGGCCCAGGUCGAUUCCCAAGGCGCGUUCGCGUUCCAAUCGGACCUUGCUGCUCCGCAAAGCGGGUUCUCGUUCGUGAGUCCGAGGAAAAGGAGUGUUUUCACUGACCCGACCCGCCGUCCAUAGGGGCUGGGAAUGAAUGCUAAUUAUCGGGCCCUCAUGACUUGGCAGAGCAAUAUGUCGUGA
Microbotryum saponariae is the source of this 2386-nucleotide messenger RNA. The record is from the annotation of a GenBank genome assembly. Lineage: Eukaryota; Fungi; Basidiomycota; Microbotryomycetes; Microbotryales; Microbotryaceae.